ACAAGCGGCGGAGCUCCGGGCACUGUGGCGGCCCUGAGCUGCCCUCUCCGGGAGGCGCGGCUGGACGGGCAGCCCCAGGGCCUUGAGGCGGGGAGGCGCCGGGGCAGAAGCACACCCGCUCGCAGUGAUCCCGUGAAAGUACUCGAGGGCUGCGGAGGGAUUUGCGAAAGGGGUGAUUGAGACGUGUGAGGGAAGGGCAGCCCCGCUCCCAUCCCUUCCGCUGAUCCCAGUGCCGCCGCCAGGCUGGGCCUCGCCCGCCCGUUGCAGGCCCGACCCCGCUGCUGCGCGUCAGCCGGGCGCGAGGCGGGGCUGAGGAGCGCGACGCGUGCCGGGAACGUGCCGGGGCCGAGGCGGCUGCGAGGACCGAUGGAUCCCGAGGGCGCGGCCACUGAUCAGAUGCAAACAGAAUCUUUACCUUCGUGUCCCAACACUGUGUCACCGGUGAGGUUAAAUAACCUGAUCGGUUCUCCAAGGUUUGGAACAGUUACUCCAAAUCGUGUCUUUGUUGGAGGAAUUGAUUUUAAGACUAAUGAAAACGACCUGAAGAAGUUUUUUGCUCAGUAUGGCAGUGUGACAGAAGUGAAGAUAAUAAAUGACAGAGCUGGAGUAUCAAAGGGGUAUGGCUUUGUUACAUUUGAAACCCAAGAAGAGGCACAGAAGAUUCUACAAGAUGCUAAAAAACUCAACUACAAGGAUAAGAAAUUGAAUAUUGGACCAGCAAUAAGAAAACAAGUGCGGAGUCCUAAUGCUCGUUCUGCUGUAACACCACACGCUGGUACAAUGUAUGCAACUACUGCUGUGUCACCAGAAGCUGGUACAAUGUACUUGACCACUUCAAGUGGGUAUCCAUAUGUUUACCAUAAUGGAGUGGCUUAUUUUCAUACAUCUGAAGUCUCCCCUGUUCAGCAGCCAUGGCCAUCUCGCUCUGUUUCCAGUUCACCUGUGAUGGUUGCUCCACCUGUUUAUCAGUCUCCGACAUACCAUUAUCAGGCACCAACACAGUGCCUUUCAAGUCAGUGGCAGUGGUCUGUUCCACAGUCUCCUACCUCUUCACCUCCACUUCUGUACCUGCAACCAUCUGAAGUCUUUUAUCAGCCGAUAGGAAUUAACCAGGAAGGUGGAUGUAUAUCUCCACCUCUCCUAAUGGAAGCUGCAGUUCCUGAGCUGUAUUCUGACCAUGGAGUUCAAACUCUGCAUCACCAGCCUUAUGUGCAGAGUCACAUAGCCAUGCCUGCAGCUUCCUUCCUGUGUGGCUGAGAUCCAUCAUCAGCAUAACAGCUAGCAGCUGCCAGUUGUGGAAUUUGGGGAAUUGAGGUCGCAUUCUGUGAGAAGAAAUGUUCUACAUCAUUCAUCUGUGAGUCUGAAACCUCAGUAUGCAUGAAGUCAUCAGUUUCAUCCAAGAAAAGAUUACAGGACGGAAGAUAAAAUUUUACACUACCUUCUACAGAUGCUGUAAAACAGUGGGGUUUUUAGCCAUGUAUUUUCCUAAAUACCUGUCACGGGGAGGGUAUGUUCUUCCUAACUUCUGAUGUUUCCCUGUAGGUUCCCCAGUUAAAAUCCCACUACUUUUUGUUAAGUAAUAACGUGAGAUUUUCUUGUUCAGUCAGGUCAAGCCACGUGAAAUAUUUUUAUCCCUGCACUUCUUUUCCUAACACAAACCCUGUUACAGGAGAAAAGGGUGAUUGCUGAAACAUAGCCUGCUGUAUGUAUUCCAGUUAUUAACCCAGAUUGGAAGCUAGCAUACUUGUACUAAAAGGGUAAUGUCACCUUUAAUUUCUGGGUUACAUAAACUUUAAAGAUAUGUUCGUUACACAAUUGAAGCCAUUUUACCACAUACAGAAUUUUUGUACUGUGGAUAAAAUCUGAAAUUCACGUAGGUUAUUUAUACCUAUGUGGAUUUCAUUUUCAUUCCAAAACAAUUUCUCUAGCUUAAUUUUUCUUGCUGUCAGUAUACUCUGCUUUUAUAAGGUUUUUUACUUGUGUGUCAUUUUAGUGUUUGCAGUAAUAACUUUUUAAAAUAAAAUUUGGACCCUUAGUUUAAUAAUGGAUUGUUCUCAUCCUAAUAUUUUUCUUGCAUAUGCAUUUGGUUUUAUCGUAUGUUUUUAGCUAUAGAAAAAGGCAAGAAUUGACUACUUGAAUUAGAAAAAAACAUGGAAAAUUUCUCUUUGCUUUUUAAGCCUUUUCUGUUGUCUGUAUGAAAAUAAGGAACUCCCUGGCACUAUCACAAAUGGAGAUGAAGUACAAUUUUUUCCUUGAUUUCAGGAAAAUGUGUUUUUUGGUGAUGGUGGGUUUUGUUUGUUCUGUUUUUGUUUCUCCCCUCACCCUCUUAUUCAUUACAAAAGUCAGUUUCCCCAAAGGUUGAACAUGCAGCCUCUGUAUUUACAAGAGUGCAAGGUAUGGCUUAUUGCUUCUGUAGUGCUGAAAUAUUUGGUUUUUAUGUGUAAAAUAUCCUUGAGCUGUUCAGUUUUAUCUGUUUUGUUAGUAAUUUUGGGAGUUUUCUUUUUUUGUGUGGAUUUGUUUUGUUGGUACUUUUUUUCCUUUUAAUCAUUAAGAGAUCUUGCCAAAUGGAUGUUGUAGUCAGUGAAUAAUCCAUGUAUGAUAUGUAAAUCUCUUUAAAAAUUAUUCCCAUGUUCAGUAGUGUUUUAUGGUGAUGUCCAGGAAGAGAGUUGGAGUCCAGUUCUGGUUUUAUGCUGUUUUGAGAUUAUUAGAAAAGGAGAUGCCAUAUACUAGGUCUUUGUUGCAAGUUUCCUCAAGUGACUUUGCACCUUCUGCUAGGUACAAAAAUCUACACCAAUGUAGUUUUAAUAGUUUUUCUUUUUAACAAUUCAUUGCUGUAGCAGCUGUAGUGGAUUGUUUUACCACUUAGUAUCAAAAGAAGUAUACAAUUUUUUGGAGACAUGUAGAGCUCAGCCUAUUUUUGAAGGGGGAAGUAUUCACUUGUUUUAGGUUCUCAUGUUUCUAAGUCUGUACCACUAAACACAUCUGUCCAGUUCUUUAAUUUUUACAUUUUAGAACUCAUCAAUAUAUAACAAAAAUCUUGGCUCAUCAAAGCCAUAAUUCAUUUCCAUGGAAGAAUUUCUGCAUAGUAAAUAUUUUUUAAUGAAGUUUUGUCUGUGAAGAUACCAAAAAAAGAUUGUGUCCUGGUAGAGCCUUACUACUUGCGUCAGGAAACACACAUUUGACCCAGGAUCCUGGAGAUUUAGUCUCAUGCCCUUAUUUUUGGAAUCUGCACUUUGUUUACCAAAUGUCACUUGCCUGGUUUUAAUAAUGCUUCAGAGAUUCAAGAAGUAAGUUUUACAGUGAGUACUAACUUAAAAGAAGAGUGCUUAGAGGGAAGUCUCUUGAACUUAUUGCUUGCAAGUGUACAAAUACUGUGCUGUCACAUGUCAUCAGAUAGUGGCUCUAUUCCAGACAUCACAAAAUGUAGUUUAUUUUCCUCUUAAUUGGUGCAGAUGUUAGAUUGUUGAUAAUGAGUUGAUCCCAUGGCCUUUACUUCAGAGAUCACUCACUUUCUUUUUACUUGCAUGUUAACUUGAUUGUUUGUAAGGAUAUUCAGUAUCAGGCACUUAACUAUCCCUGCAGUGUUCCCCUGUGGGGUGUGUAACAUCAGUCUGGAGGUGCUGUUUGUUAGGAUUGUAUCUUCACGUCUUAACAAAGCUUUGUUUUGAUUUGAGAGACAGAGAAGAAACCAAGUAGCACUGAAUAUUGGUUUUCCUCUAGUAACUGGCAGUCACAGUUGAAAUACUGAGGCCUUUUCAUUUAUAUUGUAGCUCAUCUUUCUUAAGAAUGCUUGCUAAGAGUGAUGGUAUGACAUCAGACAGCAGUGACUGAACCAGGAGUUGAAUUUCUCUGUAGUCACCCUUGAGAUGUAACUGACUUAGCUGUAGUUGAAUUAAAUAUGUGCUGAGGAAGAACUACAUUUCCUCAGUGUCUGCAGUUGUUCUAUUUUGAUGUUCUAGAAUUCAUGACUUGUUCCUUUACAGUGCACAGUUCUAUUCUGCUAGUUCAGCUUUUCAGUAUGGGGACAUUGCCAUGCUCUUAAACAGAAGUAACGCAGAUCUUCAGAUGAGGAUUUUGGGGUUGGAGAAAGGGUCACGUUCUCUUUGGCCCUCUGCAGUUUCCCACUGAUAAUUUUGAGGCUCCACACUCAUGCUAGAAGGGAAUCUAUCUCCAUCUGCCCUGAGGGCCUGCAGUAAUUAAUAGCAAAUCACCUUUAUGCAUUGGCUGUCACAUUCCUGUAUUAGCAAACUUAAUUUUCUGGCUUCCACCCCUUAGAAUUUAGGAGAAUUGGUUGGUAUCUUCUGUUUUCUACUGAACUAGCUGUUACAGUAUUUCUAGCAGCUGCUGUCUGCUUAAUGUUACAUUUCCAUUGCAGAAGGUUAGUUCUAGUAUUUUUUUAUUUUUUUAACUCUGAAUAAAAGUUACUGAAGUUUUCUCUCAUGU
Molecule: messenger RNA, 4443 nt
Organism: Oenanthe melanoleuca
Lineage: Eukaryota; Metazoa; Chordata; Aves; Passeriformes; Muscicapidae
Gene: BOLL
Product: boule homolog, RNA binding protein
Exons: 12
Coding region: 367-1257 (296 amino acids)
Molecular function (GO): RNA binding
Source: RefSeq, a predicted model, not a curated record